This is a messenger RNA of Lemur catta (Ring-tailed lemur), 3658 nucleotides long. RefSeq names its product zinc finger protein 227 (gene ZNF227). Gene Ontology annotation, cellular component: nucleus. NCBI's taxonomy places the organism in Eukaryota, Metazoa, Chordata, Mammalia, Primates, Lemuridae. Gene Ontology annotation, molecular function: RNA polymerase II cis-regulatory region sequence-specific DNA binding; DNA-binding transcription activator activity, RNA polymerase II-specific. Gene Ontology annotation, biological process: regulation of transcription by RNA polymerase II. The record is from RefSeq and is a predicted model, not a curated record. Bases 795 to 3200 code for a protein of 801 amino acids. The transcript has 6 exons.
AGCCACUUCCGCCCGGGGAAAGCGAGGCCGCCACCAUCUUUCGGUCCGGGAGGUGAGUCAACCCUGCACCCCCACGACCACUCCGAGCCUUUUCCGCCGAGCGUGGGACUGUUCGCUCCCCAGCCCUCAGUCUUGGGAUGGAGAAGUCGCGGCCGCCGGCGGAGGCCGGAAGUUUGGAUUCCCUCAGCUCUGGUGCCCCGCGUACCGAGCAGCGCUGCUUGUAUCGGUACGCCACAUAGCCAGUUACUUGUCAUCUCUGCGCUCUAGUUUCCUCAUCUGUAAAAUAGCAGUAAGAUGGUAGGUACUGGGUAGGGAUGUCAUUCGAAUUAAAUGAGACAAUGUAUUUCAAAAGCUUAGAACGGUGGCGGCAGCUGAUACCAGUUUGCUUUUUGGUGCUGAUACUGUUAAUUCCUCACAAGCGCAGUUUUUACUGGAAGCCCCAGUGAAGAGGGAAACAAGGUCAGGGCUCAAGGAGAAUGUCACGGUCCUCUGUCACAUCCAUUAGGAGACCGAGCCCUUCCCGAACUUUUACUGAUUUUUUUUUUUUAAAGGAAGUAUUUUCAGUGAUCCUGCACCAGUGCCUGAGGGUGUUCGCUGCGGUUUAUCCGGGGCAUAGACUCUGUCGUGCCAGUUCACCACGGCCUUUUCGCGAAGCCUUUUUCUUCACCGCCCCCGAAUGCGGAAAGAGGAGGAAGGAGAAACUUGGCUUCUCACAGCAGAGCCCCAGAAAGGGAUUCCUGGUUCUUAAGAACUUUCCACCUACUCACUUAAUCCUUGGAACAACCCUAUGAGUUAUGCCUUCUCAUGACUCUGACCUUCCCCAGAAGGAGCAGGAGAAAAUGACCAAGUUUCAGGAGGCAGUGACAUUCAAGGACGUGGCUGUGGUCUUCACCAGGGAGGAGUUGGGGCUGCUGAACCUUGCCCAGAGGAAGCUGUACCGAGAUGUAAUGGUGGAGAAUUUCAAGAACCUGGUUGCAGUGGGGCAUCUUCCCUUCAAACCAGAUAUGGUAUCCCAGUUGGAAGUGGAAGAAAAGCUUUGGAUAAUGGAAACAGAAACCCAAAGAAGUGGACAUUCUGGCAGCAAGAAUCAAAAUAAGAUGGAGACUUUUCAAAAAUUUGCAUUAAAAUACCUUUCCCAUGAAGAGCUAUCCUGCUGGCAAAUCUGGAAACAAGUUGCAAGUGAAUUAACCAGGUGUCUUCAGAGGAAGAGUUCCCACUUACUCCAAGGUGACUCCAUUCAGGUUUCUGAAAAUGUGAACACUAUAAUGAAUCAUGGAGGAGACAGCUCUAUUUAUAUUGAAAAUCAAGAGUUUUCAGUUUUGAAAACCCAGGAUUCUUGGGUGAAUACGUGUCUGAAUGAGUCACAGCAUCAGAGCAGAGGUAAACGAAUUGAUGUGAAAAAUAACCUGCAUGUAUGUGAAGACUUCAUGAAGAAGUCGCCAUUUAGUGAGCAUGUUAAAACUGACACAGAACAAAAAUCCUACAAAUGUAAUGAAUGUGGCAAGAGCACUAGUGAUGGCUCCAGUCAGCAAUUACCCUUAGAGAAAACCCCGCCACGUGGUGAGCGUGGAAAGGACUUCAGUUACGGCGCAGUGCUUCCCCGGCAUCUGAACGUUCAUCUAGGAGAGAAAUGCUUCAGUCCAAGCUCACGUCUGCAAACUCAGAGAAUUCCCCCAGGAGAGAAACCUGAUAAAUGUCAUGAAUCUGGUGAUUGCUUCAGUAGGAGUUCUUUUCCAUCUUACCAAUCUAAUCAUACAGGAGAAAAGUCCUAUAGGUGUGACAGCUGUGGCAAGGGAUUCAGUAGUAGCACAGGUCUUAUCAUUCAUUACAGAACUCAUACUGGAGAGAAACCUUAUAAAUGUGAGGAAUGUGGUAAAUGCUUUAGUCAAAGUUCAAAUUUUCAGUGCCAUCAGAGAGUCCACACUGAAGAAAAACCAUACAGAUGUGAAGAGUGUGGUAAGGGCUUCGGUUGGAGUGUUAACCUCCGCGUCCAUCAGAGGGUCCACAGGGGUGAGAAACCCUAUAAAUGUGAGGAGUGUGGGAAGGGCUUCACUCAGGCUGCACAUUUUCACAUUCACCAAAGAGUCCACACUGGGGAGAAACCCUACAAAUGUGAUGUGUGUGGGAAGGGCUUCAGUCACAAUUCACCCUUAAUCUGCCAUCGGCGAGUCCACACUGGAGAGAAGCCGUACAAAUGUGAGGCGUGUGGGAAAGGCUUUACCCGUAAUACAGAUCUUCACAUCCAUUUCAGAGUCCACACGGGAGAGAAGCCCUAUAAAUGUAAGGAGUGUGGCAAGGGCUUCAGUCAGGCCUCAAAUCUUCAAGUGCAUCAGAAUGUCCACACUGGAGAGAAACGAUUCAAAUGUGAAACCUGUGGGAAGGGCUUCAGUCAGUCCUCAAAGCUUCAAACCCAUCAGAGAGUCCACACUGGAGAGAAGCCGUAUAAAUGUGGCGUGUGUGGUAAGGACUUCAGUUACAGUUCAAAUCUUAAACUGCACCAAGUCAUUCAUACUGGAGAAAAACCGUAUAAAUGUGAGGAGUGUGGGAAGGGCUUCAGUUGGAGAUCAAAUCUUUAUGCUCAUCAGAGAGUUCACUCAGGGGAAAAACCCUAUAAAUGUGAGGAGUGUGAUAAAAGCUUCAGUCAGGCCAUAGAUUUUCGAGUACAUCAGAGAGUCCAUACCGGAGAGAAACCGUACAAAUGUAGUAUAUGUGGUAAGGGCUUCAGUCAGUCCUCUGGUCUUCAGUCCCAUCAGAGAGUCCACACUGGGGAAAAGCCCUACAAAUGUGACGUGUGCGGAAAGGGCUUUAGGUACAGUUCACAGUUUAUAUACCAUCAGAGAGGCCACACUGGAGAAAAGCCUUACAAAUGUGAGCAGUGUGGGAAAGGCUUUGGUAGGAACUUGAAUCUUCGCCAUCAUCAGAGGGUCCACACAGGGGAGAAACCCCAUGUAUGUGAGAAAUGUGGUAAGGCCUUCAGUCUUCCCUCAAAUCUUCGAGUCCACCUGGGUGUUCACAUCAGGGAGAAACUCUUUAAAUGUGAAGAGUGUGGGAAGGGCUUCAGUCAGAGAGCACGUCUUCAAGCCCAUCAGAGAGUCCACACUGGAGAAAAACCACACAAAUGUGACAUAUGUGACAAGGACUUCCAGCACCGUUCACGUCUUAUAUAUCAUCAGAAAGUCCAUACUGGCAAAAAGCUUUAGAAAUGAGAAGUGUGUUAUCAAGUUUUGGCAGAAUGCCCAUCUUCAAGUUUUUGGAGCUGGUGUUAGAACCUGUGAAAGUAUUGAGAGUGGAAGGGGAUUCUUCAGACUCAGAAUCUUUCUAUAACAGAGCCAUAAUAAGAGGACUAGAACUCAUUUAGGGGAGAAAUAUAGAGUGUGAUCCUCAUGGUAAGAUCCAAUGAGUAUAAACGAUCGUCUGUCAGUGUGAAUAUAUUGCCUGAAGAUAAUGUGAGAAAGGAUAUUUGCCAUAUACUAAAUGGUUUUUUGGUCAGGGAGGUUUUGGAUUAUUUUUCCUUUUCCUUUCAUUUUAUAUUUAUAGUUACUAUUUUUACUAAAGCUGUAAAGCUAUAAAAAUGAAUAAAAUGACAGACUACAAAUUUCCUGUAGCUAAGGAUUCAUAAUAUUUGAUAUGGUAUAUAGGGUUAAAAUUAAGGACUAGA